Solanum pennellii is the source of this 3171-nucleotide messenger RNA. Its product is annotated as nuclear intron maturase 1, mitochondrial. The transcript has a single exon. Gene Ontology annotation, biological process: mRNA processing. NCBI's taxonomy places the organism in Eukaryota, Viridiplantae, Streptophyta, Magnoliopsida, Solanales, Solanaceae. The record is from RefSeq and is a predicted model, not a curated record. Bases 76 to 2100 code for a protein of 674 amino acids.
AUAAUAUUUUCCUUUCACAAGUAUUAUAUUAAAAAAAAAAAAAAAAGGAAUUGAGUGAUAAUAGAGUUUAGAAAAAUGGCAGUGAGAAGAAAAAUGGCGUGCGCCAAAACCAUCCGCCGUCUCCGGCAUCAGCCCCGCCGCAAGGACGAUACUGAUUCCCUUGUCAAGGAUGAUCCGUUGGAAAUCCUAUCUAAUCUAUGGAUCAAAAGUUUUUCUCAACCCCAAAAACCCUUCACUAACCUCACUGGCUUUCUCUCAAAACUCGAUCUCUGGGUCCUCGCUUACCAACGCACAUAUGCUCAUCUCACUGGUUCUUUCCCCCCUCGGAAUGCUAUCCAAGCUCAUGUUCUAUCCGACCUCUUAUCCCUCCGGAAUGCAGUUAUCCAUGGAAAGUUCCUUUGGCAUACAAAAAUCCAUCAAUAUAUUCGUGGCCCUAACGAAAAACCCAUUACUGAGCAGCUUUCCAGGAAUCAGCUCCAAUCUAUACUCUCAUCCAAAACGCUGCCCUUUCAGGAUGUUGUCGUACAACAAGCUUUACUUAUGAUAGUGGAACCCAUUUUUGAGCCUAGGUUUUCAUCAAAGUCUCAUGCUUUUCGCCCUGGAAGGAAUCCCCAUACUGUUAUUAGGACCAUUAGAAGUAAUUUUGCUGGUUAUUUGUGGUUUCUGAAAGGUGAUAUUACUGAGGUUUUUCAUAACGUUGAUGUUGAUGUUGUUAUGGCUAGUCUCGAAAAGGCUAUCAAGGAUAAGAAGGUGUUGAACUUGAUAAAGUCAGGGUUGAAUGCUCGUCGAUGUGGAGAGGAGGGUGAAGAACAAGAAGAAGAUAGCAGGAAGAGAAAGAAGGGGCGUACAAAAAAGAGGAUUUUAAAUGAGAAUGAGCCCAAGCCAGACCCUUAUUGGUUAAGGACAUUCUUUGAGUUUGCUCCACAGGAGGCUUCUAAGAUACCCAGUUAUGGUGGUUGUGGAAUUCUUAGUCCUUUGUUGGCUAAUGUAUGUCUUAAUGAGCUUGAUCAUAUGAUGGAACAGAAAAUAGUUGAGUUCUUUAGGCCGUGUGAGCGAGACACCAUAUGGAAAUAUUCUAUGGAUGAUGCUUGUCAUAAUCCAGCUUGGCCUGAGUUUGUUCCUUCAAGUGGAAAAGAGAAGACGAGGAAGAUGGAUUUUAUAAGGUUUGGGGGUCAUUUCUUGGUUGGGAUUCGAGGGCCUAGACAAGAUGCUGUGGAAAUGAGGAAAGAGAUAAUCGAAUUUUGUGAGAGAAUUUUCGGGGUCAGGUUGGACAAUUCAAAAAUAGAGAUUGAGCAUAUUUCUAGGGGAAUUCAGUUCCUGGAUCAUAUUAUUUGUCGUCGUGUUAUUUAUCCAACUCUACGUUACACAGCCAGUGGUGGUAAUAUAGUGAGCGAGAAAGGUAUAGGUACUUUGCUUUCAGUCUCUGCUAGCUUGCAACAAUGUAUUCACCAGUUUCGAAAGCUCAAGCUUGUGAAAGGUGAUAAGGAUCCAGAGCCACUGCCUUGCACACCUAUGCUUUACUCUGGUCAAGCUCACACUAAUUCUCAAAUGAACAAAUUCCUUGAGACAAUGGCUGAUUGGUUCAGAUAUGCAGAUAAUCGGAGAAAAGUUGUUGGCUUUUGUGCGUAUGUGGUUCGUAGCUCUCUGGCUAAGUUAUAUGCUGCCAGGUAUAGGCUGAAAUCUCGUGCCAAGGUUUAUAAGAUUGCCUCGCGCGAUUUAAGCAGUCCAUUGAGGGAGCACACCAACAAUUCUGCACCUGAGUAUUCAGAUCUCUUGAGGAUGGGACUUGUUGAUGCUAUUGAAGGUGUUCGGUUUUCCCACAUGUCUUCAAUCCCGUCAUGUGAUUACACUCCAUUUCCAAGGAAUUGGAUCCCUGAUCAUGAGAAGGUGUUGCAUGAGUAUAUCAACUUACAGGACCCCAAGUUUUUCUGCCAGCUCCACAAGUCAGUUAAACAGCAUGGUAUGUGUUUUCCUCAAGAUGAGAUAUCUCAUAUUGUGUGGCAGUAUAAGACUCUUGGGGUGCGAAGCUUGUCGCAGAGGUUAUGUGAUGACAAGAGGAUGGAAAAUGCUUAUGACAAAGUAAUGGUGGCAUCAUCAUGAACGUGGCAUGAAAUAUGAAAGUUUAUCAACAUGUAUUGCUAUUGAUGGUGCCAACUGACUUCUUAUUUUUCUGAAGCUAUCUUGAUGGAUGAUAUUAAAGUUGAAAGUUGAUCUUAUUUAACAAUCCUGGACUGCAGAUUAAGCUUGAUUACAGUGAACAGAUUCCUUUAUAAAGCUUUUUCAGUAAUGAACUAAGGAUUCAAUUUGUCAAUACAGAUUUAUGAGACCAUUUUUAGUACAGUACGUCUUCUUGUGAAAUUCUGUUCUUAUGGUUGAGAGCUGUGAGGAAUAGCUGCUCCAAGUAAGCAUCUAUAAUUUGAAUGAGCUUCUGAAACCCUCAAAUUAUUGACAAACGACAUAUGUGCUUUUAGCUUUAGACUAAUAUACUCGUCAUCUCCAUGCCCCCUACUGCAAGAAGAAUAGUUUUGUUUUAAUUGCAUAUAUAAGUUGGACGAGUUCUAUCAGAGACUUACAUUCUAAACACUACAGAAAUCUUAUUUUAGCUUCUUCCUUAAACCCUAGCCUGCACAUAUAUUCCCCAUGGAAACUGUGUGAUCUGCUGCAAUGGGAUGAAAAAGAGCAUAUCACUCCAAAGCUGUACUGAAGUUAUGGCUAUGACGUGAUAAAUGUAGCCAACAAAAAGAAAAGUUGCAUUUCUUGUUUUUUGCUGCAGCAGGAAAAAGGUUCAUCUUCAGCUUUAUCUACUAUAUAUAAACAGAGAGCUUGAGGACUGCCUGCAUAUUUUCUGAAGACGGAUGAAUAGUAAGCUGUGUGAAUGCUUCCACAAACAAUGGCUCCUCGCUCUUGGGCAUUUUUCAGUUGGACCGAGACUACUCAGUGGAAUAUGAGAAGAGUCUGUUUGGUGAUGCAAGUCAUUGAAACUGCUGAUUGCCUGGGACCAGACCUGCCUAGUUAGUUUUAUUCAGAUUGUUGUACACAGCCUUGUUCUUCAAAUUCUGAUAAUAAUCUGUAUCUUAAAUUAUGUGUAAAUAGGACUGGAUAGAUGACCCAAAUACAUUUUUAUGAUAAAUAUAUGGUGCAUUCUGUCCGACAUGGGACCAGUAAUAGCAA